UUUUAUUCAACAUUUUUUAGUUUAUUUGUAUUUUUAACUACUACAUUUGAAGCGUCUGAACAAAAUAAUCGCUCUCUUUUUGUAAACAAAAAUUUUUUUUUCGUGUUUUCAAAUUUUUCUGGUUAAAUUUUCCAACAAAAAAAAAUGUCUUUAAGUAAAUUUUUAUUCCGUGGAUUUUAUCCAUCAUCAAGAAUUCAUCAACAAUUACGGAAUCUACAUAAUUCAUCCACUAUAGGAUCUAUUCAAUCGGCAACUAAACAACAACAACAACAACAACAACAGCAGCAGCAAGAACAAUCGUUUAAUAAUGUCAAUCAACCAAAAAGAACGACAAAGCAAAUAAUUGACAAAGAAGAAAAAUAUGGUGCACAUAAUUAUCAUCCACUUCCUGUGGCAUUAUCACGUGGUAAAGGUUGCUAUGUCUGGGAUGUAGAAGGAAAACGAUAUUAUGAUUUUCUUUCGGCUUAUUCGGCCGUCAAUCAAGGCCAUUGUCAUCCACGAAUCAUUGAAACAUUACAACAACAAUCACAGAUAUUGACAUUAACAUCACGUGCAUUUUUCAAUGAUGUUUUGGGUGAAUUUAAUGAAUAUAUUACUGAAUUACUUGGUUAUCAACGAUUUUUGCCAAUGAAUACCGGUGUUGAAGCAUGUGAUUCAGCUGUAAAAUUAGCUAGACGUUGGGCAUACGAUGUAAAAGGUGUACCAUAUUAUGAAGCAAAAGUGAUAUUUGCACAGGAUAAUUUCUGGGGCAGAAGUAUGGCCGCCAUUUCAGCAUCAACUGAUCCAAGUUCCUAUAAAGGUUUUGGUCCAUUUAUGCCCGGUUUUGAAUGUAUACCAUAUAAUGAUUUGAAUGCAUUGGAAAGAAAAUUAGCUGAAGAAAGUCAUAAUAUUGCCGCUUAUAUGUGUGAACCAAUACAAGGUGAAGCUGGUGUUGUUGUACCACAUGAUGGUUAUCUAAGCGGUGUACGUGAAUUAUGUACCAAAUAUAAUGUAUUAUGGAUCGCAGAUGAAGUACAAACAGGAAUUGGUCGUACUGGCCGUAUGUUGUGCGUGAAUCAUGAAAAUGUUCGACCAGAUUUAAUUUGUUUAGGUAAAGCAAUAUCCGGCGGUGUUUAUCCAGUGUCCGGUGUUGUUGCCGAUGAUGAAAUUAUGUUGACAAUUAAACCAGGUGAACAUGGUUCAACAUAUGGUGGCAAUCCAUUAGGUAUGAAAGUGGCAAUGACAGCAUUGAAAGUAAUUGUUGAAGAAAAAUUAUCUGAAAAUGCUGAAAAAAUGGGCAAUUUAUUUCGAAAAUUACUACAAGAACGUCUGCCAAAAGAUGUUGCCAUUUGUAUUAGAGGAAAAGGUCUAUUGAAUGCUGUUAUUGUACGUGAAGAUUAUGAUGCAUGGGAAAUGUGUUUACAAAUGCGUGAUCGUGGUCUAUUGGCAAAACCAACACAUGGUGAUAAAAUACGUUUUGCGCCACCAUUGAUUAUUAAUGAAAAUGAAUUACAUGAAUGUGUCGAUAUUAUUGUCGAUACAAUGGAAUCGAUGAGAAAAUAAUAACUUUUAUCAUCAACAAAAAUAAUAAUAAUCAUCAUCAUCAAUUUGAAAAACAACAACAACAAAAAUGAUAAAAUCCAACCAAUCAAUGAUAAUGGCGAUGGAUGACGAUGACGAUGGUGGUGGUGGCAACGAAAAACAACGAUAUGAAACGCGAUAAAUAUUUUCGAUGACAAUUUCGUUGUUUACACUUUUCUUUUCACUUCUCUUCUCUUCUCUUCUCUGUGGUAUUUAUUUAUCAUCAUCAUCAUUUAAAUUUUCAUCUCGUUUUUUUCCAUUUUUUUUUUUAUUGUGAUGUGGAAACAGAAAUCCAAACAUCUUGUCACGUUUUAUUUGAACAGCAUACACAUUUGCAUUUCGAAUUCAUUCGAAUGUUUCUGCAUCAGGCAUUCAUAUUUUUCAUUUUUUCUUUUUGCAACAACAAAACAUUCAAAUCAAUUAACACAUUCUACUCACGUAUCAACACGAUGA
Dermatophagoides farinae (American house dust mite) is the source of this 2013-nucleotide messenger RNA. It is a transcript of the gene Oat, whose product is annotated as Ornithine aminotransferase precursor. Gene Ontology annotation, cellular component: cytoplasm. The record is from RefSeq and is a predicted model, not a curated record. Gene Ontology annotation, molecular function: identical protein binding; L-ornithine transaminase activity; pyridoxal phosphate binding. Lineage: Eukaryota; Metazoa; Arthropoda; Arachnida; Sarcoptiformes; Pyroglyphidae.